GUACCAAACAGUCAGGGCUCCCUUUACCUUUACCUUUUAAGCCUCAUUGAACCCAGUAGGACAGGAGAGAGGAACCUCCAGCCCAGGGGGCCAGUUUUGGCCUGCCAACUUUCCCCAUUUGGACUGCAAAGCCAUUUUGGGCAAGCCAUGCUCACCUGUCCUACUUCUGAGGGUCAUACAGAUAAGGGUGGGGGGCCUUUGAAAUGCUGCACAAAACUGGUACCCAGCACUAAGUAGGAUUGCCCUCCUGGUACAUUGGCUGAUGCAAAGAAAGGGUGAUCCUACAGGAAACUCCCUCACACACCCAAAUCUGCUCAGUUUGGCUGCACUUUCAGAGUACUCAGCAGGUAGCAAAGCACUGCUAAAAGCAAGCUUUUUCUUCAUUUCAGCAGCUGUUUCACUGUAAACCCCUUGUAGUGAAACAGAUGUUAGCAGUGCCUUCCUGCCUGCUACAAACUUUGAAGUCCUGACUUGGGGAUUUCAAAGGGCAAAAAACCUUGAUAUCGUUUGUGACAGAAUGUGGGUUGACAGGUAGGCACCCUCACUCACUUGUUAAAUUUGGCCCAUGAGUUGGAUCUGGCCUGUGGAGCCAAAAGGUUUCUCCACACUUGAGGCAGGGCUAAGUAAUCAUACAUAGGGUUGAGCUGUAAAAUUCUGUUAAAUAUUUUAAAAUAAAUGAUAUAUUAUUGAUAAGUCCAAAUUCUGAAAUCCAGAUGCCUUGCUUAUGGAAUGCUGUUAUACUAUCUAUAAUUAACUGUAUGCAUUCUUAUAAAUUCUGUCUUUUAGAGACAAAGCAAAUCUCACUGCAGGGUAAUGCUUGCUUUCUCAGUUUCUCCAGUCCCUAGAAAUGUUAAUUUCUAGUUUCCCUGUGAUAAUUGUUCAGGGUAGGCAAUAUCUUAAAAGGGUAUGACAAAUGUUCACAAAUGAAAAAUGAAGUGGGACGGGAAAGGAAUUCCCACUCCACUAUUCAAAAGCCAGAUCUAUUGAGGUUUUCUUUUUCUUUUCAAGGCAAGUCGGGGCUUUUAGAAACCUCUUAAAGAAAUUAGUUUAACAACUGUGGAGAAUCUCUCUUGCUGCCCGAACAUGAUGCUCAGCCACCCAACGUCAUGUUGCAGUGCUGCAGAAAUCAUGUCUGUGCUGUUUUUCCAUACCAUGAGGUACAAGCCGCAGGAUCCCAGGAAUCCCAACAAUGACCGGUUUGUUCUUUCCAAGGGUCAUGCAGCCCCAAUCCUGUAUGCUGCCUGGGCUGAAGCAGGCUUCCUCCAUGAAUCAGAGUUAUUAAACCUGAGGAAAAUUGAUUCCAUUUUGGAAGGCCACCCUGUGCCAAAACAAGCAUUCACUGAUGUCGCUACUGGAUCACUCGGUCAAGGAUUGGGUGCUGCAUGCGGUAUGGCCUACACCGGGAAGUACUUUGACAAAGCCAGCUACCGUGUUUAUUGUGUCCUUGGUGAUGGAGAAUUGUCUGAAGGUUCAGUUUGGGAGGCAAUGGCCUUUGCUGGGUUCUACAAGCUGGAUAAUUUGGUUGCUAUUCUUGACAUUAACCGACUUGGACAAAGUGACCCUGCGCCUCUGCAGCAUCAUGUUGAAAUCUACCAAAAACGUUGUGAAGCCUUUGGUUGGCAUGCUAUCGUCGUCGAUGGGCACAGUGUGGAGGAACUGUGCAAAGCCUUUGGCCAGGCCAAACAUCAGCCAACUGCAAUUAUUGCCAAGACUUAUAAAGGCAAAGGAAUAACAGGUGUUGAGGAUAAGGAAAACUGGCAUGGCAAACCUCUUCCCAGGAACAUGGCUGAGCAAGUCAUUUCAGAGAUUGAUGAUAGAAUCCAGAACAAGAAAAAGCUUUCUCCAGCCCUUCCGCAAGAAGACGCACCAGUUGUCAGCAUCAGAAAUGUCAAGAUGCCUUCACCACCAAAUUACAAGUUGGGAGAGAAGUUUGCUACUCGCAAAGCUUAUGGCUUGGCCCUUGCCAAACUGGGCCAUGCCUGUGACCGUGUGGUUGCUUUGGAUGGGGAUACCAAAAAUUCCACUUUCUCUGAGCUCUUCAAAAAAGAGCACCCCAGCCGUUUCAUUGAAUGCUACAUCGCUGAACAAAACAUGGUGAGCGUUGGCGUUGGUUGUGCAACCCGGGACAGAAACAUUGUGUUUGCCAGCACCUUUGCCACAUUUUACACCAGGGCAUAUGAUCAGAUCCGCAUGGCAGCCAUUUCCGAGAGCAACAUCAACCUCUGUGGAUCUCACUGCGGUGUAUCCAUUGGUGAAGAUGGACCUUCACAGAUGGGGCUGGAAGAUCUGUGCAUGUUCCGUGCCAUUCCUAAUUCAACUGUAUUUUACCCUAGUGAUGCUGUAUCCACUGAAAAGGCAGUGGAAUUGGCUGCAAAUACAAAGGGCAUCUGUUUCAUACGAACCAGUCGUCCAGAAAAUGCCGUGAUCUAUGGCAGCAAUGAGGAUUUCCAUGUUGGACAAGCCAAGGUGGUAUUCAAGAGCAAAGAUGACCAGGUCACGGUUAUUGGAGCAGGAGUAACUCUGCACGAGGCCCUGGCUGCAGCUGAGCAACUGAAGAGAGAAAAAGUUUCCAUCAGAGUGAUUGACCCAUUCACUAUAAAACCUCUGGAUAAGAAAACUAUACUUGAAAAUGCAAGAGCAACCAAAGGCAGAAUUAUCACUGUGGAAGACCAUUACUAUGAAGGUGGCAUUGGAGAAGCUGUUGCUGCGGCUGUGGUUGGAGAACCAGGGAUCACAGUCACUCGCUUGGCUGUGUCCCACAUACCAAGAAGCGGAAAAUCAGCUGAGCUGCUUAGGAUGUUUGGCAUCGAUAAGGAUGGCAUCAUCCAGGCUGUGAAGGUGGCAGUGUCCAAAUCAAGGAAUGCAGAGUAGUUUGUGUUGUACACCCAUUGUGUUCUGGGGCAGUGUUUUGGGAUAAGGAUGGUUAAAAAGAAAACCAAACACUGUAGCUUUCAAACAGGGUUGAAAUUAUAUGCAGAGUUUUAAUGGAAGAAUUCUAAUAAAAGUAAAAGUUUUGGGAGAAAAAUCAUAUUUGCUGUUUUGAACUGUUAGGAUUUCUGGAAACCUACAUGCUGAUAACCUAAAACCGAAAGAUCCAAGAACAUUGCUGUAAUUUAAUGUACCAAAAUGA
This is a messenger RNA of Podarcis muralis (Common wall lizard), 3130 nucleotides long. RefSeq names its product transketolase (gene TKT). NCBI's taxonomy places the organism in Eukaryota, Metazoa, Chordata, Lepidosauria, Squamata, Lacertidae. Gene Ontology annotation, cellular component: endoplasmic reticulum membrane; extracellular exosome. Gene Ontology annotation, biological process: pentose-phosphate shunt, non-oxidative branch. The record is from RefSeq and is a predicted model, not a curated record. Gene Ontology annotation, molecular function: transketolase activity; thiamine pyrophosphate binding.